Molecule: messenger RNA, 1950 nt
Organism: Dacryopinax primogenitus
Lineage: Eukaryota; Fungi; Basidiomycota; Dacrymycetes; Dacrymycetales; Dacrymycetaceae
Exons: 5
Coding region: 1-1950 (649 amino acids)
Source: RefSeq, a predicted model, not a curated record
AUGAAGAUUGCACAUCACGAUGCUGUCCUCGAACUAAAAAUCUUUCCUAGACGGCCCGCUAUAACCGCGAUACCCGUGACCAUGCAUCGACGCAAGCCUAGCACGGAGGAUGACAACUUGACAACUGCUGCGCCGACAGCGUCAAGCAGUUCCACCUCCUUGCAGAUACCCGGGGAUCCUGUAGAAUCCUCGAAAAUAGGCGGAUUGCAAUCCCAAACGAGCAUACCGCCAGACAUAUCCCCAACCAAGAUGACCCUGCUGUCGUCGGGCUCGACAUCUCUUGCUCCCUCGCUCAAACCACCAUCGCCACUUGGCCCCUCAUUUCAGAUUUCGCCCCCCAUCAGCAAUGGCAAUGGCAACUUAUCUCCCCCAGAACAUCUUCGACGGCAUUCGCGCAUACAUUCGCGGAACCUAUCUGUGUUCUUUCCUCGCCCGGGACAAGCCCCGAGCGAAGCGACCAUAGCAGAGGACGCUGGACAGUGUAUUGAAGCUCCCGUCACCCUCAUUCCAACUGCAUCUACACCCCCGCCGAGGAGAUUAGGUGACUCGUUCCGGUUCGGAGAACCGCCGCCUCCUGGCUCAGACGACUCUCCGGACGGUCUCGGCGUCCCUGCGCCGCGAGGGAGCGCACGGAGAGGGCACCAUCAUAAACAUUCACUUUCGCACAACUUCUUCAGCUUUAUGGAGCCAGGAUCUAUUCCACCGCGCGGCACACCUGCAACGCCGGCUACAUCGCACCUCUCCACCCCGAGCAACCUCGAAACACCCUGGCAACCAGUUUCUCCAUUUCCUCCAAGCAACAGCAUGCCCACGUUCCCUUCCAUCGAUGGAACCGUCUUGCCCUCUUCCUCAAGUCAGAAUCUUGCGAGUCUCGCAGCGGUUUCGAUGGCCGACAGAUCGACCUUAGUGCGUUUCCUGAUGCUUCCCAACUCACUCAAGCAAGCCUUGCUGUUCGCAUUGGUGCAGUUUGGUGUGGGAGCCACAUUAUGGGUUACUGGCCAACAGAGGGAGAGUUUGGCGAGUACUGGGCUGGGGUACUGGGUCGUAUUCGAUGCAGCGGGAGUGUACUUGCGCGUGGCCCGGAGCAUGACGAGAUACGCGGACCCAAGUCAGAGGACAUUGAGGAAUCCCUUCGGAAACUUGCGCAUAGAAACAGUCGCCCUUUUCGCACAAUCAGUAUACCUAAUGUUCGCCGCCGUGUAUAUAUGCAAAGAAACCGUGGAGCAUGUCAUUCUCUCAAGUGGUGGCGAGCAGCAUCAUCAUCAUACCGGUGCGUCAGAUGAUGAUGAAUUCGAGUCCCUGAACUUCCCCAAUCUCCUCAUUCUGUUCUCGUCGUCUCUCAUUAUUCUAUCCAACUUCAUAUAUAACAAUCACUCAAAAUUGGUCGAUGCAAUCGGCUACCGAUUCCCUACUCUAUAUAAUCUAAUCAAGUCACCUGAUUCCCCAUUGGAUCCCCUUCAGACAUCUGGCAUCGUGCGAUUUCUCGCCAAUCCAUUUACUCUCGCACCCGUCGCAUUUGGAGUUCUAAUUCUUCUCACUUCUAUGUUAUUCGAACCGGAAUUCCGCCGCUCAGCGGAUCUUUUACUUGCGGCUGUUGAGACUGUAUUUACCUUUGCCAUCGCAUACCCUGCUGCCGUCUCUCUCGGCAAAGUUUUGCUUCAAACCGCGCCGGUCCGCGGCCUUCCGAAUCGUCAGAUGGACAAGUUCGAUCGUGCCCUGCGAGAAGUCAAGGGACAUCCAAUCGUUCUUCAUGUGCCCGCCCCCCAUGUAUGGCAAUUAACACCCCCACCGUCGGAUCCGACAGAGCGUGGACCACUCGUCGCUACAGUGGAUGUCCACGUCAAGAAGGAUACAGGGGAUGACGACAUCCUGAAACUCACACGUUGGGCAUGGGAGCUAUGUACAGAAGCACUGGGAGGAGAGGUCACUGUCUCUAUCCUUCGCGAGUAG